AGGCACGGCUAGAUAGUUGCACGCAUCAUAUUUUUAACAGUGAUGCUUUCUAAUUAAGAAGUGCUUAAACAUAAGCGACAAGAAAAGAAAACAGCUAAUUCAACAUUUUUACCUGCUAUUUACUACAACUAGAAGGUACAACUACAGAGUUGUAAGUAAUUACCAUACUACAUCAAACCAUACUACUAUAGUUGCAAUUACCAUACUACUAUAGUUGUGCUCGCCUCGCAGUUCUUGCACUUGCAUACUACAUCAAACCUCCACGAUAGUACAGAAGAAAAGAUGAAGUCCAACCCUCACGAUGACAUUUUGCAAAGCGAGAUCCCGGAGGAGACGGGACGCCGACAAGGCAUGCUCGAAGAGCUCAAGACUAGAGCAAAAGGGGCCUUCCAGUCCAAAGACUUGGGCAAUGCGGAAAUGCUCUACUCGAAAGCAAUAGAUUGUGCAGUGUUGAUCGACGACGCGCCGAAAAGCGGACUGCAUUUACUGUACUUAAGAUCUGAUAGAAGAUUUUGAAGUUCGGUUUGGAUAACUUGGAUCCAUUUUUGGUUCCUUCAUCCAUUUGUCUGCAAUCACACUUAUAGUAUAUUUGUAAUCACUCUUGAUGUACCCCCUAGUUUUACAACGGUGAACUAGAACUUCUUAUAGCAAAUGAUCAAUACAUCGCAGGUACAGCAAUCGUGCAGCUGUGCGGUUGCUUUUGAAGAAGAAUGAUGGCGCGGUCAAGGACUGCGAGUCUUGUUUGGCAUUAGACAAGGCUUUUUUGAAAGCACAUUUUAUUAUGAAGGGAAGUUGUUUCUCAUAUAGUUAAAUAAAUGCAACGUAGGAGGACGAGGAGUUGACUUUGUGAUCAUUGUCAAAACAAAACCUUAGAAUACUUCUGGCUCUGGUUACUUCGUGUAGGUUCACUAGAAAAAGUUACUCGACUCAGUGUUGGAAGAAUUUACGGAUAAUAACUAUGAACGAAAAACCUUUGACGUCAAAAAAGCUCCACUUUUCUAAUCCUCGACUCGCCCAAGCCUGGAUGCGAUUAGGGAAGUGGAAGAGCGGUAUUGAAGCUUGUCGGACGGGUCUAGAGCUGCAUUCUGGAAAUGCUGAAUUACUGUCGCUACAGGCAGAAAUCCAAGAAGCGUGGGAUAAAGAUUUAUGGUUGUUCUUCAAGCUACACCAAAAUUAUAUGCGUUGAUCAAAUUAUCGUUAAGCAGUAUUCAUAUUCAUAUUCGAAUGGCUUCAAAGGUAGAUACGCCUCAAGGUGCAGUUAGACCGCAGCAUCGUGUUUUCUGUUUGUUUCCUACCGGGACACAUGACGGUCCUUCUCAUCUAGCGCUAGAUUUACCAUCAUAAGUCAAGAUGAGAAGCCAUUACUAUAAUUCUGUACCUAUAUACUUUUUACCUACAACUAUCCUUACUUUUUCUUCCUAGUUAGCUUGGCUUCACCCGUAUCAUAAGUCAAGACGAGUAAGAAGUGUUCAUCAUCAUAAGUCAAGAUGAUUUACCAUCAUCAACAACAUGCACCUGUUCAUAUCCCACGGAAGAGAAAGCGAAAUUUAAUGCGGAAGCAAACGAAGUGCGCCCAGACCUGCCGAAGCCCGAGCCAACGCGAAUCCCGAUGGCCACCCCAAGCGCAGCUAGUAAUGCGCCAAAGAAGACACAGGAAGAGAAGCAGAGCAAUGGGACUAGCAGUGGUACUAGGGAGGACUUUGAACUUUGAUGCUAAAAAUGAGGAGUGUGACUACUACGGAGGACUUUGAUUCAAUGAGGAAGAGAAACUGUGACUCAAGAAUACUUCCCAAAGUAAUGAUUGUGAUUGAUUGUAGAUCAUCUUGUACUUGAUAUGCCAAAUAAUUACCUUUAUAGUUGCUCUCUUCUAGCUAUUAGUCUUUUUUGAAAAUGGUACCUCAAGAUGCACCACAUCUUCAGCUCCGCCACCGGAUAACGGCAUGCGAGGGUACAAGAAAACAGCCGAUGGAAAAACGACCUCGUAUUUCCAUACGGAUAUCUCCGAUGAGGCGAAGAAGCUAAUCGGAGACUGCAAGCCGCAGAAAAUUGAUGCGGAACAGUUGAAAAAUAGUGACCAAAGCAAAGCAAAAGUUAUGGAGAAUGUGAUGAUCAAAGUUUAGGUUAUAUUUAGUGCCGUAUAUUAUGCUACCUAACCUGUCACUUCACGAUAGUCCCUUAUCUGUCACGUAGAUAUAGUCGCUUAUCUGCCUCACGCGUGUAAGAAAGGGGUCGCUUAUCUGCCUCAAAUCAAAUGUGUAGUCUCUUUACCUGUCUUACGGAAGGUCGCUUAAGCGAUGACUGUGUCACCGGUUACUCGCUUAAGCGACGACUGUGUCGCCGUUUCGUCCCCAAAGGACACAAUUCUAUGACCACAAACCCUAUGACUUAGAAGAGCUGCUUCUUACGACCAAAAAUCUUGACCUCUUCAUCUUGACCUCUUCUAAUCCUUCCGGUAGCGCGUGGAAUCAAGCUGGUACGUUUGAGGAGCGCAAUUAUACCAAGUGGUUCCACGAGAAAGUACGAGAGGAGAUUCCAAAGAACACUGACGUUGAACUGCCGAACGACUUGCCGGACAUUGUAGUCAACGUAGAAACCAUUUCCGGAGACGCCAACAUCGCCUGCACGAGAGGUAUUUUUCGUUGUUUUGUUGUCUAGUGGAACGUGCUGCUGUUCUGGUGAGAGUUGUUGAUUUGAAUUUCGAAAAAUAUUUUUGUUGAAAUUAAUUUUCAAUGUUGAAUGAUGAUUGAAAUGAAUUACCUCGUCCACCUGGUCUUGCAUCUAUCUAAGUUCAUUUCCAUCCCACAAACAAGGUAAAGUGAAAUAUAUCCACGACACCGUGGUCGAAGUGAAGUGGAAUUUUACCACACAUGACGAUAAGAAAGGGUUGGGGACUAUGCGGUUGGAGUGCGAUGGGGACGGCGACUACGACAUCAACGUUGACGUCGACUCUAAGACGCAUUCAGGCGUGAGGCAAAUCGUAAACGAGUUCGUGAAAUCAAGCUCCAAAGGACUGCAGCCGUAUUUGUUGGAACGAUUACGAAGUGUCGAAAAGAAAUUUCAGGCGAUUCAGAUAUAGCACUGCAGUAUUAAGCGCUAAUAGCAGACGGAAGUGGCUGGAUGAAUUAUGGUAGUAGAGAAGCUAACGAUCAUGGCCCCAGUCGGAUGCAACCUACUUCAUCUUUCCCCCAUAAUUAUAAAGAAGAACAGUUGAUUCUUCACCCGCAACAACAGCUGUCGUCCCUCUUCGCUGCUAGAAUUCUGUUUUCCGAAUGCUUGUGUAGUCUAAAGUUUCUUAAAUUCGCACACUCAGUUCUUUUGAGGAUGAGCUUAGGAUUGCCUUGUCGAUCUCUUGCUCGACCUAAAAACCUCGACGUGUUGUUGACAGUGUGCUAUUAUUUCAUCUUCAUCGUAUCGCAAAGCAAAAUUUGUGAUUUCUACU
Messenger RNA from Amoebophrya sp. A25, 3439 nucleotides. The record is from the annotation of a GenBank genome assembly. NCBI's taxonomy places the organism in Eukaryota, Dinophyceae, Syndiniales, Amoebophryaceae.